AAAACUUAAUCCACAAAACUUAAACAUACUAAUCAGUCGCCGACCGCAAAAGCAACGGCUAGGCCGACAUAUUCCAUACCGAUUUCUUCUUCUCUACAACUCUGAUCGGCUCACCGGAGAUUCGACGGUGUAGUUGGGAUUGGGAGAACCGCGAGAAUGGAUCGAGCGGCGAUCACGGUUGGGGCAGGCAUGGACAUGCCGAUCAUGCACGACAGCGACCGCUUCGACUUCGUCAGAGAUAUCGGCUCCGGCAACUUCGGCGUCGCUAGGCUCAUGAGGGACAAGCAGACCAAGGACCUCGUCGCCGUCAAGUACAUCGAGCGAGGCGAUAAGAUAGAUGAAAAUGUCCAAAGGGAAAUCAUAAAUCAUAGGUCUUUGAGACACCCAAACAUUGUCCGGUUUAAAGAGGUCAUAUUGACACAAACCCAUCUAGCUAUUGUGAUGGAGUAUGCAGCCGGAGGAGAGCUUUUUGAACGAAUUCGCAAUGCAGGGCGCUUUAGUGAGGAUGAGGCUCGCUUCUUUUUUCAACAACUAAUAUCUGGAGUUAGCUAUUGUCACACAAUGCAAGUGUGUCACCGGGAUUUGAAGUUGGAAAACACUUUAUUGGAUGGCAGUCCCGCUCCUCGUUUGAAGAUCUGUGACUUUGGGUACUCCAAGUCUUCUGUUUUGCAUUCACAACCAAAAUCAACGGUGGGAACUCCUGCAUACAUUGCUCCAGAAGUGUUACUUAGGCAGGAAUAUGAUGGCAAGGAUCGGAUGUCUAAGCAGCAGAUUGGGGUCGGCCGUAGAGUUGGAGACCUCUAUAUGAUGGAAAGCUUGCAUCUGCCGAUGAUUGCAGAUGUUUGGUCCUGCGGUGUGACAUUGUAUGUGAUGCUAGUUGGUUCAUGUCCUUUUGAGGACCCUGAUGAACCAAAAGACUUCCGGAAGACAAUACAAAGAAUUCUUCAAGUCCAGUAUUCUAUUCCAGAUAAUAUCCAAAUAUCUCGCGAAUGUCGGCACCUAAUCUCGAGGAUCUUUGUUGAAGACCCCACAAAGAGGAUCACCAUUCCUGAGAUAAGGAACCACGAGUGGUUUCUAAAGAACCUCCCUGCAGACCUCAUGGACGAAAAGACGAUGAGCAACCAGUAUGAAGAGCCUGAUCAACCCAUGCAGAGCAUUGAUGCAAUCAUGCAAAUAAUUUCCGAGGCUACCAUACCGCCAGUUGGCCUUUACGAUCUAGACCUGGACAUGGAUGAUGACAUGGAAGAUUUGGACUCAGAUCCUGAUCUUGAUAUCGACAGCAGUGGAGAGGUCAUCUAUGCAGUCUGAUUACAAUUUCUUUCUGGAGCUUCAGAAAUCAGUUUCCUCAGCUAUGAGUGAACAUUCUGGUCUCUCGGGUUUGUAAUGAAAGUUGAGCUUUACAAUGCAUGAUAGAAUAUCUCAUAGACAUCCUAGUGACCACGGUAUGAGAUCUAGUCAGUCACUUGUUAAAGGUAUCUGCAUAAUCUGCAUAAUAUAUUGUGCUUUUGUAGGGAAGAAAGUUGAGUUUUAUCCCUUUGCUAGUAGAAUAUAUACAACCCGUUACUUUCGUCGAAGUCAUUUUUUAUUUUAUUUUAUUGUGUUUUUUGUU
Camellia sinensis is the source of this 1609-nucleotide messenger RNA. Lineage: Eukaryota; Viridiplantae; Streptophyta; Magnoliopsida; Ericales; Theaceae. The record is from RefSeq and is a predicted model, not a curated record.